Molecule: messenger RNA, 6736 nt
Organism: Mobula hypostoma (lesser devil ray)
Lineage: Eukaryota; Metazoa; Chordata; Chondrichthyes; Myliobatiformes; Myliobatidae
Product: dual specificity mitogen-activated protein kinase kinase 6-like
Exons: 12
Coding region: 302-1315 (337 amino acids)
Biological process (GO): MAPK cascade; protein phosphorylation
Molecular function (GO): ATP binding; MAP kinase kinase activity
Source: RefSeq, a predicted model, not a curated record
UCGGCUUAUGGCAGCUGAGUUGAAAGGAAGAACUGAAGCUGGUACGUUUGAGAAACGAAAGGGUGGGGGGCAGUGUGGUGUUUUAACAUAAGGAAGCAAAUUGGCAUCAGCUGGUGGCAGGCAGUGGCAAGAAGAAACGAGGAGUAAACGCACUAAGGGGAAAUCUGCAGUGGAGAAUUGUGCAGUAGUGUGCAUGCAGGUUUGCAAAGUGGGGCCCAGAGAGUGCAACAAGGUCUUUGAACAUUUUUAAUGAGACUUCCCCUAAAGGCACGUCACGCCUCAGCUGCAUUUCUGGGAAUUCAUGGACAAGAGACGAGGAAAAAUGAGAAAUAAACCUAAUUUAAAAAUCUCAGAUGAAGUCUUCAAACAGCCAGUUACCAGCCCAACACCACCGAGAGAUCUGGAUUCAAAGGCGUGCAUUACAAUUGGAGAUCGAAACUUUGAGGUGGAAGCUGAUGAUUUGGUACCUAUCAGUGAGUUGGGCCGAGGAGCGUAUGGAGUGGUGGAGAAGGUGCGACAUACCCCCAGUGGAACCAUAAUGGCUGUGAAGAGAAUUCGAGCAACUGUGAACAGCCAGGAACAAAAGCGAUUGCUAAUGGACCUUGAUAUUUCAAUGAGAACUGUGGAUUGUUUUUAUACAGUCACAUUUUAUGGAGCACUGUUUCGUGAGGGCGAUGUGUGGAUAUGUAUGGAGCUACUGGACACGUCACUGGACAAAUUUUAUAAAAAAGUGAUUGAGAAAGGAAAAACAUUCCCCGAGGAUAUUUUGGGAAAAAUAGCUGUGUCUAUUGUGAAAGCAUUGGAACACUUGCAUAGCAAGCUUUCUGUGAUUCACAGAGAUGUAAAACCUUCAAAUGUUCUCAUCAAUAAGGAAGGGCAUGUCAAAAUGUGUGACUUUGGAAUUAGUGGAUAUCUGGUGGACUCUUUGGCUAAGACUUUGGAUGCAGGCUGCAAACCGUACAUGGCUCCCGAGAGGAUUAACCCAGAUCUGAAUCAAAAAGGAUAUAAUGUGAAGUCUGAUGUUUGGAGUUUAGGAAUCACGAUGAUUGAAUUAGCUAUUUUACGUUUUCCCUAUGAAUCCUGGGGUACACCAUUCCAACAGCUGAAGCAGGUUGUGGAAGAACCCUCUCCCCAGCUACCAGAUCACUUCUCUAAGGAAUUUGUAGAUUUCACGGCGCAGUGUUUAAAGAAGAACCCUGAAGAUCGUAUGAACUACAUUGACCUUAUGCAACAUCCCUUCUUCAAAAUACAUGACGCUAAUGAAACAGAUGUGGCUUCAUUUGUUAAAGAGGUUUUAGGAGAUGAUCCUAUCUGAAGUCUGAGUGAAUAAUAAAUGCAUUGUUGAUUCCUUUUUGUUCCUGCAUCAUCCAAUGGAAUUUCCAUUUAAGAAUGAACUUAGUUAAAGCAAGGCAUUGGAGUUUAUGGCUGUUUGUGCGAAUUGAUCUAUGCUUGACAGAAAUCUCUCUGCUAUAUCCAGGAGAUUCUGAGAGGUGUGUACUUGUACCCGAGUGAUCAUCACUAAAGCUGUUACUAGCUGUAUGAUCCAAUAUGAGAUUCUGCAGAUUAAAAGCAGAUCGAAGUCCAGUCCCUCCUGGGUGUAGGGGAGCAGAGAAGUCCAGUGUAAGUUAGGCCUGGAGAUGGCAUAAUCUUUGCUGCUGUUCCAGACCCUGCUGUUUCUUUCUUUUUAAUGUAUCCAUGCCCAAGCAGCCAUAAACUCUUAAUUCUACUCCUUGCCGGAAAGAUGUUGGCCAUUGUAUAUAUUUAAGUGAGGGUACUGCUUAUGAGAAGCAGAAUAAUGAAAAUAGACCUUAUUUUUGACAAGCAUUCAUCCUCUUGAUGGUAUGUAUCUUUCAUUUGUUGCCUGGGUUUUAAUUUUUUUGUGUCACUGGGGUUUAAACGUGUAGCACUUCAGAAGCCAGCAAGGAUCUCAAAGAAGACCAGUUACUGUGAAAGCUAGCAGAGUUAAGGCAACCAUCUGUGAAAAGAUGCAUGAUAUAAUGGUAACUAUGCAAUGGUAACUAAUAGUCCUAACAAGUAAGUGAAGAAAGAUCUUCCCCGACAUUUGUUGCAUGGCUAUCAGUUUCUAAUGUCUCAAAGAGCACACUUGGAUACUAGUAUCCAUGCAACGGGGAAUUAAUUGGGAUAACAAUCAGAAUAUCUACAAAACUAUUUAUUUCUAAAAUAGCAAAAAGAUUUCCACAAAAUAAUUCAGACCAGCAAGCAGUAUUGAGCUACAACACUGAACGAUGAGUGCUUGUUUCUGCUGCCACAUACAAGAGUUCACACUUGUUUUUUUUCUGAAUACGGGGAUAGGAAGCUGCUGAGCAGAAGCUAAACAUGUUUCUACAUCACAGGUAAUUGAAGGACGUGUUUGACUUUGUAUGUUCCAACAUACCGUAGAUCCCAAUGUCAGCACUGACGUGGCAUGUUGUUUGCCAUAAUAUUGGGUGUUGGCAAAUGGUAGGUGUAUAGAGAUACAGUUUUAUGAGUAGAUGCAGCAAUAAAUAAAAAGGGGAAACAAAAUAACACAAAUCAUUUACAUAAAUUGGAAAAAUACGCAAAAAUGGGAACAAACUGGAUCCUGUUGUCCUUUUAGGAUUUAAAUUUUGUGGUAUCCCAAUUUUCCAAAAAGUAGUUCAGAGAUGAUUAAGAUAAAAUCAUUGCUUCAUGGUUAUUGCACCAUUUUAUUGUGUAAAACUUAAAAGUAUCAUCUGCUUGUUUUAUAAGCUUCAAGUAUUCGGUCAUUGUACAGAGCUUACAUAGUCCUUUGCACUUUUAGAUCUAUGUUUAAGCACCCCUGACUAGAUGCAUACUAUAAGGGGUUGGGAUUGCUGUGAUGCUUUUUUUUAAAAAAAAGAGCACUGUCUUUAUAAAAGAUUUAGAUGUGAUAACCUGAAAGUGUGCAACAACUGUUUCAACUGCAGAAGAAAACUCCUACCUUUAUGAAUUGCAUUUGUAUAAGGCUGCAGAUAUCCAAAAAAAUUUCCAUGCAUGAUCCUUUUAUUUAAUGAAAACUCUAGCACACUCACAUAAUCUACAUUGGAUUAUGUCUUGGUCUCAUCUCAUUAAUAUGUACAGUAGCAAACUUUUAUUAUUUAAUAGUACUGCAUGGAUUCCCUUGGUUCCUUAGUUAGUUAGUGCUGAACUGAAACAGAUGGUUGUAAAGUCCCAGGUUUGUUAUCCAGAGUGUACAGUGAGUUAAUCUUGGCCAAGGAUGGUGGGAAGAUUACUAUUUAUGAAGCAGGUUAAGCUUUUAAGCAUCAAGUUCAUAAAUAUUUUAGUUAAUCACUUACUGAUAAGUUAGACAAUGGGUUUUAAGAUAACUCAAUGUGUUUUAUCUUUUUAGUAAUUGAGCAACCAAGACUGCUUGUCCAGUAUCCAUUUUAAUGCUGAAUUAAUAGCAGUAGAGGGUGAUAAUCAUCUAUUACACUCUCCGUAUUUGGAGUCUGGACUUAAGUGAGGGGUCAUCUAACAACUUCCCUGCAAAGUUUGGCAGGAUGACUGCAGUCAAGUAACUUGCCAAUGUUAUGGUUUAUACAAAAGCCAUAACCAAUUGCACUAGCAACACGUCAAGCCUGUUGAAUCAUGUGUCCCUAUAAAAUGUGAUUCUCAAAAUGGAUUCCAUCCAAAAUUUGGUUGUGAUCCCAAAGUACGCCACAGACACAGGCACAAAUUUAUUUUGUGGAUAUUUGGUUACCAUCGGUGAGCUAUAGGCAGAUACGAUCCUGACUGGGGAAGGAUGGGUUUGCUGGUGCCAGCUGUGACGAGUUUGGUUUAAGUGGUUGUGGAUGUGGUGAAUGCACCACAUUGGAUUAAGAUGUAACAAGGGGUCUGAGGAACCUACAGAUUUAUCCAGGAGAAAAAUUCCUGAAACUUGAUGGUCUCGCAAGCAGCUGAAGACAUAGACCAUAGUAUACAAGUCAAAUUCUGCCAAGAUUCAUUUAGUAAAGGAUGGCUUGAAGCACAAUUUGAACAAAUGCAAAGCAGCCACUGCCACCUUUGGGCAAGCUCUCUGGACAUGGACUUAAAAGUCAUAACGGAUGUGGUAGCUGGCAUAGAAUGUGUGUGCAAAUGCAGCCUGCUAAUUUGCACCCUCCACCAUCAUACAAUUUUAAAACGGGCAUUGCACAAUCCAAUUUUUAGACCCCUAUUUUUACGACAUUGGGCAAAUAAAAGCAUUUGUUGCAAUCCUUUUAAAUAUAGUUUAAUUCCCGGUGAUGUUAUUUUAUACUUUAAAUUUUGCCAAAGAAAAUAUUUUUAAAUUCUGCAUGGGUAUGGAAUAUACUUGUUAUGAAUAGAUGUAUGGAGAUUCUAAUGUGAAUGUUGUUUAGUUUAUUGUAGGUUUGUGUCACACUGAAAUGUACAGUCUGGGCAACCUGCUUAUUGUAACUGUCACCAAUUAAUUCUUUAGUUUCCAUUGGUUUUAAAGAUAAUUUUGGGAAUUGUGUGGGACAUUAAUAAUAUAUGUAGCUUUACAUUUCAAAACGUACUUGAAGCUUCAUCAUUUACAUUUUGUAAACUAUAAACUACUAAGGUAUUUAACAUGGCUACAUUCAGCUGUAUAUAGUUCAUAGAUACUUAAAAAAUUUACCUUUUUAUGAAAUUAUAGAGGAAUAAUUUUACAUGAAUUCUUUUCUACUUCAGAAUGGAAAUAUACUUGCAAAAGGUCUUUGAGGAUUUUUAAAGAAUUCUGUAUUUUGGGUCCCCAAACCUAACACAGGGAAAGUACAAUUUGCUACGUUUGCAACAGUUCUGCUUUAAUGUAAUACUUCAGCAACCUGCCAACUUCACACAUUUUCUAUUAUGUGGGCAUAUUUAUAACUAUUUCUCUAUAAUUGAACUAGAUAUUCAGAAUUGGCACCUUUAUUUGUGAUGAAGUGGGAAACCGAUACUUUUAUCUGGAGGUCAAAUUAACACCAAAACAAGAGAUAUUAAAGCCAAAGAUGGUAUAGCAAUGACCACUAAUAACCUGUGUUCACUUGAUGGAAACAGAUGUAUGGUAAAUGUGCUUUAUGACUAUUAAUAAAACACUAUUUACAUGGAAUUUGAUAUACAAAACCUUUUGAUGUUUUAGAAAUUACAAUCAUGCAUUAUUGCUGUUAUUAUUGAAUAUUGUUAAAUAUUCUUUUUGCUGGUUGCUUCUGAAACACCAAUGACUGUAAGAAAGUAAAGGAGUUUGCUUUAUCAGAGUAUCCUGAGUCGAGUUCUUCAACUGGCAUAAAACCAUUGGAAUUGGAUUUUGAAGCUGAGUCAUUUGCCCAUUACUUUUUUGAUAGACAUUUUUUAGAAACAUAAAAAGCCUACAGCACAACACAGGCCCUUCGGUCCACAAAGCUGUGCUGAACAUGUCCUUACUUUAGAAAUUACCUAGGGUCACCCCUAGCCCUCUAUUUUUCUAAGCUCCAUGUACCUGUCCAGGAGUCUUUUAAAAGACCCUAUCGUGUCUGCAUUUAGCACAGUCGCUGGCAGCCCAUUCCACACACUCACCACUCUCUGCGUUUUUUUUUUAAAAACAACAACAACUUGCCCCUGACAUCUCUGUACCUACUUCCAAGCACCUUAAAACUGUGUCCUCUCAUGUAAGCCAUCUCAGUCCUAGGAUAAAGCCUCUGACUAACCAUAUGAUCAAUACCUCUCAUCAUCUUAUUUACCUCUCACGCUCCGUCGCUCCAAGGAGAAAGGCCAAGUUCACUCAACCUAUUCUUAUAAGACAUGCUCCCAUUUUAUUUAAACUUAGGACUGAGGAGGAUAGAUUGAAGAAGUUUUCUGUGUACGGUGUAGAAGAUUUCAGUCUUUUAUCACGUUAUUCCUAAUGGAGCUGAUCUCUCUGGUAACAAAUCAUUAGUAAGUUCUGAUGUUCUACUAAUGAUGUUGAGUUAAGCUCCAGUUUAGUGAUAAUGACAACCAAAAGCUAGGAUGCAGAAAGUGUCAUUAUAUGGGACUGAGGGUUUCUGCUGGCUGCCUUCUGCAGAAGGCAAUCUAUUGAUUUCAAACAAUGAAUGCUGAUUUCCUAAAUGAUCUUCCUUAUCCCUUUCUAGUUUUACUGCAGCCAACAAUCCUUCAAUGUUUUCCUUCCUUUUGCUGAUAAGGAAUUUUAAGUUACACUGAAAAAUAAAACAGAAGUAAUCCUCAAGGAUAGGGUUGUAGUUAUAAGGCACAAAAAUAGGCCCUUGGUCUACCUAAGCAGAGAGCAAAAAGGCGGGCUCCUUUUAUUUGAUCACCUGAAGAGCCACAACAGGCCGUGAAUGCAACUGUGGCAAAGUGCUCAAAAUGUUGGCUUAACUCUUCCUUUUCUUAUGCAUUGUUGCAGCUAUUAAUAGCAAACAGCUCCCAUCUAAUGACAGAGUUCGCAGGCAUUUGUAUCCUAUUUUAUUGGGAGCUAGAGUUAUGACAGCAUAGCUAGUUAAGAGCAUAUUUGGAAGUGUGUUGCUCUAAUCAUUGCAUCGUGUGUAGAGCCUCAUUGGGCAUAUGCUGAAAGAAAGUCCACUAAUCUGAUCUGGGAUGUUGCGAUUUGCUUUCUCAUUGUAUUUUAAUCCAAUAUUGCAUUGUUUUGACACUGUACAUUUUGUAUUUUGCUAAUUGGUUAUCUUGCUAAAUGUGUGCUAGUAAUGUAACUGGGAUGUAUGUCCAAGGAUAAAUGGAGUGCCAGUUCAGUAGCUUUUAUACAAAUCUGUUCUCUUCCCCAAUGUUGCCCCAUCCCCACAUGUAUUCAAAAAUAAAGACUUUUUGUAAUAUA